AUGACUUGUAGGGAGGGACUUAUGUCACCACAAACAGAGACUAAAGCAAGUGUUGKAUUCAAAGCUGGUGUUAAAGAAUAUAAAUUGACUURUUAUACUCCUGAAUAUGAAACCAAGGAUACUGAUAUCUUGGCAGCAUUUCGAGUAACUCCUCAACCCGGAGUUCCACCUGAAGAAGCAGGGGUUACGGUAACUGCUGAAUCUUCUACUGGUACAUGGACAACUGUGUGCACUUAUGGGCUUACCAUCCUUGAACGUUACAAAGGACGAUGCUACCACAUCGAAUCCGUUCUAGGAGAAGAAACUCAAUUUAUUGCRUAUGUAGCUUACCCCUUAGACCUUUUUGAAGAAAGUUCGGUUCCUAACAUGUUUACCUCGAUUGUGAGUAAUGUAUUUGGGUUCAAAGCCUUGGCAGCUCUACGCUUAGAGGAUCUGCGAAUCCCUCCUACUUAUACUAAAACUUUCCAGGGACCACCUCAUGGUAUCCAAGUUGAAAGUGAUAAAUUGAACAAAUAUAGGCGUCCCCUAUUAGGAUGUACUAUUAAACCUAAAUUGGGGUUAUUCGUGAAGAACUAUGGUAGAGCAGUUUAUGAAUGA
Molecule: messenger RNA, 597 nt
Organism: Arabis nemorensis
Lineage: Eukaryota; Viridiplantae; Streptophyta; Magnoliopsida; Brassicales; Brassicaceae
Source: the annotation of a GenBank genome assembly